AUGAAACGACCAACAAACACACGGCCUCCAGUACCCAGCUGCACAAAAGCCCUGAACUUAGGAGGUGAUCCUGGUUCAGACCAGCAGAGUGCAGGAGGUGCUAAGAAUCUCUGGGGCAGCAAGGAUCACCGAACAUCAAGACCAGUGAAAAAUUUCAACAUCAUUACUUACAACAUAAGAACUCUGAAGAACAAUGAAAGACUUGCAGAAUUGGAAACUGAACUCCAGGACACCGGAGUUAAAUGGCAUGUGAUAGGCUUGUCAGAAAUUAGGCGAGCGGAAGAAUGCUUAAUUACCUUGAAUAGUGGACAUAUAUUGUACCAUACAAAUGAUUCAAAUGGCCAACAAGGAGUUGGAUUUCUGAUACACAAAGCGCUAAGCAAGAACAUCAUCGAGGUAAAGCAAAUAAGCACAAGGGUGGCUACAGUCAAGCUCAAAGUGAAUCAGAGAUUCUCAAUGAAACUCAUUCAGGUAUAUGCACCAACAUCAAGCAGACCAGAUGAAGAAGUAGAACAACUGUAUGAAGAAGUACAACGUCAGUUGACAACAGACUGCCACUACCACAUAGUCAUGGGUGAUUUCAAUGCCAAGAUCGGGAUAAAGUCAGACGAACAAGAGCGUGCCACAGGGGAAUUUGGCAGCAGAGAGAGGAAUGAUAGAGGAGACUUACUGAUUGAAUGGGCGACAGCAAAUAACUUGAAGAUCAUGAAUACCGUCUACAAGAAGAAGAUAUCAAGAAGAUGGACAUGGCAAAGCCCAGAUGGAUGUACAAGAAACGAAAUUGAUUACAUCAUGACAAACAGACCGAACAUCUUCACGGAUGUGAAAGUGCUAAACAGACUGGAUGCAGGCAGUGACCACAGAGCAGUAAUGGGAGUGAUCAGGAUCAAUGUCAGGAAGGACAGACAGAAAUGCCUGUCAAAUCCAUCAAAGAGACCUAGUAUCGAGCAACUGGUCAUAAAGAAAGACGAGUUCCAAAUCCUCCUAAGGAACAGAUUCAGUGCACUAGAGCUAGAAGGUGAAGAUGGAGUAGAUGAAAUGAACAAUAGAAAAACGACCACCAUCCUAGAAUGUGCAUCAGAAGUCGCACCGGCCAGUAAAAUGAAAGACUCAAAGCUCUCAACAGAAACAAGGAUUCUCAUGAAGAAAAGACGGAUGAUGAAGAAAACGGAGGUAAACAACAACAGGGACAUCAGAAACAACAUCGAAUAUGCAGAACUGGAUAAGACCAUCAAGAAGAAGGCAAGGGAAGACAUCAGGACAUUUGUAAAACACAAUAAGAAAUCGACGAAGUUAUAA
Messenger RNA from Lingula anatina, 1299 nucleotides. RefSeq names its product protein CFDP2-like. The record is from RefSeq and is a predicted model, not a curated record. NCBI's taxonomy places the organism in Eukaryota, Metazoa, Brachiopoda, Lingulata, Lingulida, Lingulidae. Gene Ontology annotation, molecular function: catalytic activity.